CUGCUGGCCGGGGGCAUGCUCUCCUCGCCCGCGCCGCCCCCUGGCCCCCUGGAGAAGAUCGGCCGGUACAUCGACCUCCACCAGGAUGAGUUUGUCCAGACACUCAGGGAGUGGGUGGCCGUGGAGAGCGAUUCUGUCCAACCCGUGCCUCGUCUCAGGCAAGAGCUGCUGCGGAUGAUGGCCAUGGCUGCGGAUAAGCUCCAACGCCUGGGAGCCAGCGUGGACUCCAUGGACCUGGGUUCUCAGCAGCUGCCUGGCGGACAGAGCCUUCCUCUACCGCCCAUCCUACUGGCUGAGCUGGGCAACGACCCGAGGAAACCCACUGUGUGCUUCUACGGCCACCUGGACGUGCAGCCUGCGAAGCAGGGCGACGGGUGGCUGGCAGACCCGUACACGCUGACGGAGGUGGACGGAAAACUCUAUGGCCGGGGAGCCACAGACAACAAAGGCCCUGUCUUAGCUUGGAUCAAUGCUGUGAGCACCUUCCACGCAGUGGAGCAAGACCUGCCCGUGAAUGUCAAAUUCGUCCUUGAAGGCAUGGAGGAGGCGGGCUCCGUGGGCCUGGAGGAGCUCGUUCGCAGAGAGAAGGAGCGCUUCUUCGCGGGCGUGGACUAUACCGUGAUUUCUGAUAACCUGUGGCUCAGCCGGAGGAAGCCUGCACUCACCUACGGCACACGAGGAAACAGCUACUUCCUGGUGGAGGUGAAGUGCAGAACCCAGGAUUUUCACUCGGGAACCUUUGGCGGUAUCCUCCACGAGCCCUUGGCUGACCUGGUUGCUCUUCUUGGGAGCCUGGCAGACUCCUCCGGUCACAUCCUCAUCCCUGGAAUCUACGACUCCGUGGCUCCGCUUACAGACGAUGAGAAGGACAUGUACAAGGCCGUCGAUCUGGAUCUCGAAGAAUACCGCAACAGCAGCCAGGUGGAGAAGUUCCUGUUUGAGACCAAGGAGGAAAUCCUGAUGCACCUGUGGAGGUACCCAAGUCUUUCUAUUCACGGGAUCGAAGGUGCAUUUGACGAGCCUGGAGCUAAAACAGUCAUUCCUGGCCGAGUUGUAGGAAAAUUUUCAAUCCGCUUGGUUCCUCACAUGAACGUGUCCGUGGUGGAAAAACAGGUGAAGCGGCAUCUCGAAGACGUGUUCUCCAAAAGAAACAGUUCCAACCACAUGACUGUUUCCAUGGUGGUAGGACUACAGCCGUGGCUGGCAAAUACAGACGAUAACCAGUAUCUUGCAGCAAAGAGAGCAAUCAGAACAGUGUUUGGAAGAGAGCCAGAUAUGAUCCGUGAUGGAUCGAGCAUUCCAAUUGCCAAAAUAUUCCAGGAUACUCUUCAGAAGAGUGUGAUGAUGCUUCCGCUCGGAGCUGUUGAUGACGGAGAGCACUCCCAGAAUGAGAAGAUCAACAGGUGGAAUUACAUAGAGGGAUCCAAGCUGUUUGCUGCCUUUUUCCUGGAGCUGGCUAAGCUGCACUGAUAGUGAUAGAGCCUUCCAGUUGGAUCUGACCCACGGACAGGUCCCUUCUCCACACCCAUGGA
Messenger RNA from Lepus europaeus (European hare), 1532 nucleotides. It is a transcript of the gene CNDP1, whose product is annotated as carnosine dipeptidase 1. Lineage: Eukaryota; Metazoa; Chordata; Mammalia; Lagomorpha; Leporidae. The record is from RefSeq and is a predicted model, not a curated record. Gene Ontology annotation, biological process: proteolysis. Gene Ontology annotation, molecular function: metallodipeptidase activity. Bases 16 to 1470 code for a protein of 484 amino acids. The transcript is spliced from 11 exons. Gene Ontology annotation, cellular component: cytosol.